Molecule: messenger RNA, 2826 nt
Organism: Hydatigera taeniaeformis
Lineage: Eukaryota; Metazoa; Platyhelminthes; Cestoda; Cyclophyllidea; Taeniidae
Source: the annotation of a GenBank genome assembly
AUGUCUAUUCCAGACGCAAAUUCUCAUCCAGCCUUCUACCACUCGAAAAAACGCAUUUGGGAUUUCCCGAUCACUGUACCAUCGUCACAUUGUAACAAACCACCCCGCCAAACCAAAAUGAAUGCAUACUGUGUUGGUGGAUUUGACAGUCUCUGGAAACUUUGGUAUGCAGUGUUCGUGGUCCUAUCAACUUGUCUAAUUUUCUGGUUGGCAAUUGUUCGGUAUCGAGAAUUCAAAACACAGUCCUUUCAUCCGCGAUUUGGUUUUGAUUGGAAUUGGAGUUUUCCACUGAAUCUUCAGGUGGCAUGUCUAGUUGUUGUCGUGUGCCUCUUUCCCUUGCUAAUUUACGCAUCAAUUUCAAGAGUGGGGCAUUCGGCGAAUGAUGGAAUAGUUCUUGGUAGAGAUUGUCUUCACCUGCACGCCAUGCUAGCCCAACUGCCGUGUUUCCGACUGGCACAGCGGUCAGCCGACCCAGAGGCGGCAGAGCGUCUAAGGGCACGUAUCGCUCGCUCCACUCAGUCAUUGAACGAGGCCACCCACUCUCCCGACUUUGAAUCCUUCAUCAUCCAGGACAGGGUUGACGCUCUUGAACAUGCCAGCUGGUAUGUUGCAACAAGACAGCAACUGCGUCCUUUCGCCUGCCUCAUCCAUGUUCUCAUUGCAUUCGCACUCCUACUACCCGUCUGCGUUUUUGAAGCGGAACAGAUUAAAAAUGAGGCAAUACCACCUGCGUGCUGCAUUAGCGAUGCUGCAAUGGGCGGGCGUUGUCAAUCGCAGACUGAUGAGUCAUGCCAUUGCCUCAUGGGUCACCGUGUUUGCGCAAACACCGUCGACAGCGAUGCUCGCCCGAUCCCGGUGCUGCGCCCUCGCUGCACGAAUGCACAAGGCCACCUAAUUAUAAAUGCUUACUUUACAGAAUACGUCUGGCAUUCAAACUUGGAUUGGUUUCUAAACGGCUUUCGUGGGUGGCUGGAUGUUUAUCCACGUUUAAAUGUUUCGAGUCCCUCCUUAGACAAAAGUCAAAUUCUCUCUGGAUUCGGUGCAAAUUAUAAAAGAAAGGAAAGCAGUAAGCAAUUCAUCGGUCACCCAUAUCCGUCGAUUCCAGCAGACCUUAGCCCCGAAUUUGUUCUUUUGGCGAUAACACUAGUGAUGCUUACAAUUCGCUUCGCUGCACCUUUCUGGUUUACGAGCCGAUCAUUCUCAACUCUUCUCUCUUUGUACACUGCAAUAACCGGAUGGUAUAUUCUACUGGAAGCUGCUGCAGUAGAACUGUUGUUGAAAAUAUACACAGCUGGAAGCCGAGACAAUUAUGGAAACCGUGUUGACGUUAUUCCAAUUAACUUACAGUUGAUGGAGACAUGGGUUUGCAUUCUAACAAGUGCUAUCGGCUUUCUAUCACUUCUUGCUGGAUUGAUGGCUUUGUAUUCUUUUGGAGAACUGUUGUUUCAGCGAUCUGUGACCAACUAUGCCACGUUGAUAAUGGCGGGAGAAUUUGACGUUGCAAAAUUGCAAGACAAUAUUUUAAGGGAAGACAGAGGUUCUGCACUAAUUGAAGAUGGUGUUAUGGAAGAUAAUGAUUUAUUUGGUCCCAGCGUAAUAGCAGUAUCCACAAAGAUAUGGCGGCCGACCCGCAAAGCUUCAGUGGCUCUGGGGAACACAUCAUCCGCUCUAUCAACCAGCAGCGAUACUCUCCGAUCCAAAUCGGCCAGCACGCACGGUAUUCAAAUCAAACCUGCCGGCAAACCAAACAAUCUCAAGGCUUCUAUUUCAUUCUGGCCCUCGCUCAUUUCCGCCUUGUCCUUUGCAUGUCUGGUAAUUACCCGAAGUUGUUUAUUCGGCCCAAUGCUGCAAUGCUAUUGGCAUGCACGGAUUAAACUUCCACUUAUAUACGUGAUCUUCUCAAUAGUGUAUAUGAUCUUUUGGCUUGUACUAUGGUUUGUCGUUACUGUUAAAACGGCGUGGAGAUUUCGCCUGCUGCAUAUGCCUGCCCCAUCCACUAGUCGGUCCAGGUUUGCAUCGCCAAAACAUCGAUCACAUGCUGAACGUCUGGGACUGGGUGUCUCUCAGUUAGCACCUUGGCCACUCAUGAACAAUCCAGCAGCAGCCCAACUAGGGGCAAGUUUUUUCUGGCCUUGGCUGCAAUACCAAAAUGGCUUUUCGCACACGCGAAACGGAAGCCUAGCGUUUGGCGGUUCACCAAACCAAUAUGAUGGAAACUAUAUAGACGGAGGGCCUCCUGAAGUGAACCCAAUGUAUGGAUGCUUCACGGAUACCCAACAAGCCAAUCCUGGAGGACUGCUUCGAGAUGGUCCGCCUACACUGUCUGAUGAGUCUGACAAUGUGAUGCAGAUAGAGUAUGACAGGCCGUCAAACUACGCCUACUUACAAAAGGGAGCAGGUCUAGUUACCAUUUGCGAUGGCGAUGGAGUUUCAGAAGAGUCCUAUCAGCCCUAUAGGAGAAACCCAGCGGACCCCACCUAUGUGAGCCUCGCGUCGCUGGGCCGAGCCAGUAGUCCACAGCGCUCUUCGCAGGGCGGAUCUCGCAGAGGUGCCCUCGGCGCCCGAGUAACCUUUAAGUCUGACGAUGAGGGCGGGACGGCGGAAGGCAACAAUGCCAGCAGUGAUAGCGGUGUUUGCACAAACGGAAGUGGCAGUCGCAUCGUUGGAAAGAUAAAUCUAAGCAACCAUCCUCUAUUUGUUGGAGCAGCUAGUGUAGCCGGUGAUCGAGCUAACAGUUCACAGGGCUUCAUAAAUCAGAAUGCAUCAAAAACGACGCACAGUUCGGUCAGACUGGAAACAGAUGAGAGACUCUGCAGCCAAGUCUGA